AACCUAAACAAAUUAUAUGAAAAUACAUAUACAAAUUCAAAUACAUUCACAUACACAUACACACAUAUUUGUGUGUAUGAACAACUGAAAGGCGCACAAAAUUUACGACGACUGCGUCGAGGCGUCGGCGACUCCAGUUCGGACGCUGUCGCCACAUUCCAUGACCGGCAUGCUGGAGGCGCUUUGAUGGUUCUUGCAUACAAAUGACGAAUUAUGAGAAUCUUAUAAAUUUGCCAUUAAAUUUUAAUGCAAAUAAUCAUGCAAAUAAUAAUGAGAACAAUGGCAAAAUUGCUGUUGGCGAGCAGCUAUUGAAUAAAAUGUCGCAGCGGGAUUUCUCCGAGAACGAACCGGAAUGCACGCCGGAGCUGCCCGCCGCGAAUCGCGCGCUCUUCCUGGAGAAGGUGCGUCAAUCGAAUGCUGCCUGCCAGAGCGGCGAUUUUGCCACCGCUGUGCUGCUCUAUACGGACGCACUGCAACUGGAUCCGGGCAAUCACAUACUGUACAGCAAUCGGUCGGCGGCACGACUCAAGCAGGGCCAGUUUGCGGCGGCGCUGCAGGAUGCGACACAGGCGCGCGAGCUGUGCCCCCAGUGGCCCAAGGCAUACUUUCGCCAAGGCGUCGCCCUGCAGUGCUUGGGCCGGUACGGUGAGGCGCUGGCUUCCUUUGCCGCCGGCCUGGCCCAGGAGCCCAGCCAUAAGCAGCUGCUGGCUGGCCUCGUCGAGGCCUCACUGAAGAGUCCGCUGCGAGCGGCUCUCGAGCCAACGCUGCAGCAGCUGCGCGCCAUGCAGCUGCACGAGUCACCGUUUGUGGUCAGCUCCGUGGUGGGUCAGGAGCUGCUGCAGGCCUCACAGUAUCAGGCGGCUGUCGCCGUGCUGGAGGCUGCACUGCGCAUUGGCAGCUGCUCGCUAAAGCUGCGCGGCUCCGUCUUCAGUGCGCUCAGCUCGGCGCAUUGGGCGCUCAAUCAGCUGGACCAGGCGAUUGGCUAUAUGCAGCAAGAUUUGGCCGUGGCCAAGUCGCUGGGCGACACGGCCGGCGAGUGUCGCGCCCAUGGCAAUCUCGGCUCCGCCUACUUCAGUCAAGGAGCCUACAAGGAGGCGCUGACCGCGCAUCGCUACCAACUGGUGCUGGCCAUGAAAUGCAAGGACACACAGGCAGCCGCCUCGGCGCUAACAUCGCUCGGCCAUGUGUACACCGCCAGCGGUGACUAUCCCAAUGCCCUGGCUUCGCACAAGCAGUGCGUGCAGCUUUUCAAGCAGCUCGGCGAUCGGCUGCAGGAGGCCCGCGAAAUUGGCAACGUGGGCGCCGUCUAUUUGGCGUUGGGUGAGUGCGAGGCGGCCCUGGAUUGCCACACGCAGCAUCUGCGUCUGGCGCGCAAGCUGCACGAUCAGGUCGAGGAGGCACGCGCCUAUUCCAAUCUGGGCUCCGCCCAUCAUCAGCGACGUCAGUUCGGCCAGGCGGCCGCCUGUCAUGAGCAGGUGCUGCGCAUUGCCCAGACACUGGGCGAUCGCAGCAUCGAGGCGCGCGCCUAUGCGGGCCUGGGCCAUGCGGCGCGCUGUGCCGGCGAUGCGGCCGCCUCCAAGCGCUGGCACGAACGCCAGCUGGCCAUGGCGCUGGCGGCGCGCGACAAGCUCGGCGAGGGACGCGCCUGCUCCAAUCUGGGAAUUGUGUACCAGCUGUUGGGCGCCCACGAUGCGGCGCUGAAGUUGCACCAGGCGCAUCUGGGAAUUGCGCGCGCCCUGGGCGACCGGGCGGGCAUGGGACGUGCCUACGGCAAUAUGGGCAAUGCCCAUGCCGCUGCCGGGGCCUACGAGGCGGCCGUCAAAUAUCACAAACAGGAGCUGGCCAUCAGCCAGGCGGUGAACGAUCGCAGCGCCGAGGCCGCCACGCAUGGCAAUCUGGCUGUGGCCUACCAGGCACUGGGCGCCCACGAUGCCGCACUGGCGCACUAUCGCGCCCAUCUGGCAACCGCCAGAUCGUUGAAAGAUGCGGCGGGCGAGGCGUGCGCGCUGCUCAAUUUGGGCAACUGUCUCAGCGCCCGGCAGCUGUACGGCGAAGCGGUGCCGCAUUAUGAGAGCUAUCUGAUGCUCGCCCAAGAGCUGGGCGACGUGGCCGCCGAGGGCAAGGCGUGCCAUCUGCUGGGCUAUGCACACUAUUGUUUGGGCAAUUAUCGCGCUGCCGUGCGCUACUACGAUCAGGAUCUGGCGCUGGCCAAGGACGCACAGCAUCGGCCGCAUAUGGGACGCGCCUAUUGCAAUCUGGGCCUGGCCCAUCUGGCAUUGGGUCACACUGCCGCCGCGCUGGAGUGCCAGCAGCUCUUUCUGGCCGUGGCGCAUGCGACGGGCCAGCUGCCGGCCAAGUUUCGGGCGCUGGGCAACAUCGGCGACAUACUCAUCCGCACGGGCGCCCACGAGGAGGCCAUUAAGCUGUUUCAACGCCAGCUGGUGCUGGCCAGGGCGGCCGGUGAGCGGGCUAUGGAAGCGGCCGCCUGUGGGGCAUUGGGCCUGGCGCAUCGACUGCUGCGGCGCUGGGAUAAGGCGCUGGGGCAUCACACGCAGGAGCUGACACUGCGCCAGGAGCUGGGCGAUCUGGCUGGCGAGUGUCGGGCCCAUGGCCAUUUGGGCGCGGUGCAUAUGGCGCUGUGCAGCUGGACGCAUGCGGUCAAAUGCUAUCAGGAGCAAUUGGAGCGCGCCCAGGAGCAGCGAGACGCGGCCGUAGAGGCGCAGGCGCACGGUAAUCUCGGCAUUGCCCGGCUCAAUAUGGCGCACUACGAGGCUGCGAUUGGCUGCCUGGAGGCCCAGCUGGGCACAUUGGAGCGCGUCUCACUGCCCUCGACGCAAGCGGAUCGCGCCCGUGCACUGGGACAUCUGGGCGAUUGCUAUGCCGCCUUGGGCGACUAUGAGGAGGCACUGAAGUGCCACGAACGGCAACUGCAGCUGGCGCUGGGCCUAGCCAGCCAUCGGGAUCAGGAGCGCGCCUAUCGUGGCCUGGGCCAGGCGCGACGUGCCCUCGGUCAGCUGGCGGCGGCGCUGGUCUGCCUGGAGAAGCGGCUGGUCGUCGCCCACGAGCUGCACAGUGCCGAGGUCAAGGCGCUGGCCUAUGGUGAUUUGGGUCAUGUGCACGCCGCGCUGGGCAAUCACGCCCAGGCGCUCAACUGUCUGGAGCAUCAGCGGGAACUGGCACGCGGCCUGCAGGAUCGCGCCCUCGAAUCGGAUGCGAUGUGUGCACUGGGCCAGGUGCAGCAGCGCAUGGGCCAUCAUGCCGAGGCGCUCCAGCUGCACGAACAGGAUCUGCAGCUCUGCACGGAGCUGUCGGCGCCGGCACUGCAAGCACGCGCCGUUGGCAAUCUGGGCGCCGUCCACGAGGCGUUGGGUCAGCAGCAGGAGGCGCUCAAAUGCUACGAACGUCAGCUGGCGCUCAGCACCGACCGGCUAGGCAAGGCACUGGCCUGCGGUGCCCUGGGUCGUGUGCAUCAUCAGCUGGAGCAGCACGCACAGGCGGUGGAGUAUUUGCGUCAGGGCUUGGCCAGCGCUCAGUCCAUUGGCAAGUCCGAGGAGGAGGCCAAGAUAAGACAUCAACUGGGUCUUGCUCUGCGCUCCUCUGGCGACGCUGAGGGCGCUCGCAUACAACUCGAAACGGCUGCUCAGCUGCUGGAGUCGGUGCGCCAGGAACAGCGUAGUCCGGAAGCGCGCCUGGCUCUAUACGAGCUGCAGACCAGCUGCUAUCAUCUGCUCCAGCAGCUGCUGGUCGCUCUGCAGCGCAGCGAGGAUGCGCUCGUCGCCGCGGAGCGUUGCAAGGCGCGCAGUGGCGCCGAUGCUACUGCCGGCGAUUUCAAGGGCACAGCAACAACAUCAACAUCAGCAACAGGAACAACAACAACAACAACGGGAGGAACACUGGCGGACAUUGAGGCCAUACUGGAGGCAGUGAAUCGCGGCCGAAUGCCCGUGCUCUACUACAGUCUGGCCGGCGAGCAGCUCUACGCCUGGCUGCUGCAGCCGCAGUCGGGCAUUGUGCGCUUCCAUGCGGCGCGCAUUGAUCCGCAAACCCUGCAGCUGCCGCUGUCGCUCAGCGAGUGCCACGAGGAGGAGGAGGAGGAGGAGCAGCAGCAGCUGCACUCGCAGCAGUGCGAGAGUGAACCUGAACCAACUGGUCAUGUGCUGCUGGAGCGCUAUGUCAAUAUGGUGCGCGAUAAUCUUGGCGUCAACUCACAGAAUCUGCUGCACGAGGGCGAUGGCAGCGGCUGGCGGGCAAGCAGCGAGCAGCUGCUGGAGGAUCUGCCCGGCGCUGGCGCCGGUGGCGGCGGCUUUUUGCGCAUGGUCAGCCGCAAUCAGCUGUUGAACUCAUCGAACUACUCGCUCAGCUCGCUCUUCUCAUUGGGCUCCGUGGCCAGCCUGCAGGGCUCUACACGUUCCGUGGGCAGUCGCAGUUCGCGCCGGGCGCCAGCUCCACCUGCCUGGCGUGGACCCGCCUGCCUGCACACGCUCUACAAUCUGCUGCUGGCGCCAUUCGAUGAUCUGCUGCCCAGCGGCGCCAGCGUCUCGCGGCAGGGUCGACGAGAGCUCAUCCUGGUGUUGGAUAGUGCCCUCUAUCUUGUGCCAUUUGCCAUAUUGCGUGCAGCCGGAGACGAUGGCGAGUAUCUAUCGGAGCGCUGUGCACUGCUAACGGCGCCCUCGCUCCAGGCACUGCGGGGCCGCUCGAGGAGUCGUCGGGAUCGCGGACGCCCACCCACAGCCUUGGUAGUCGGUGGACCGCGUGUGCCAGCCGCUCUCGCCGAGCGCUGGGGCUGGGCAGCCGCUGAAUCGCCGGCGGCAUUGCAGGAGGCCGCCAUGGUAGCGGACAUGCUGCAGGCGAAUGCCUUGGCUGGCUGCAAUGCCACCAAGGAAUCGGUGCUGGCCGAGCUGCCUGGGGCGGAGUGUGUGCACUUUGCCGCGAAUCUCAGCUGGAAGCUCGGCGCCGUGGUGCUCAGUCCGGGCGAUGUGGUCACCGCCGAGCAGCAGCAACAAAAGGAGCCCCACGAGCCACAACUAUCCGACUUCACGCUGGCCGCCGCGGAGCUGCGUCAGCUGCGACUCGGCGCACGCCUCGUCGUCCUCAGCUCCUAUCACUCGGUGGAGCCCAUAACGGGCAGCGGCGUUGCCCAACUGGCCGGCGGCUGGCUGUUAGCCGGCGCCGGCGCGGUGCUCAUCUCGCUCUGGCCCGUGCCGGAGACGGCAGCCAAAAUUCUAUUACGCGCCUUCUACUCGGCCCUGCUGCAAGGUGCACGGGCGGCACGCGCCCUGGCGGAGGCCAUGCAAACGGUGCAGCACACAAAGCAUUUUGCCCAUCCCGCCAACUGGGCUGGCUUCCUGCUCGUUGGCGCCAAUGUGCGGCUAUCGAACAAGGUGGCACUGCUGGCCCAUGCGCUGUGCGAGCUGCUGCGGACGCCGGAGCGUUGUCGGGAUGCGCUGCGCGUGUGCCUGCAUCUGGUGGAGAAAAGUCUGCAGCGGAUACAUCGCGGCCAGAAGAACGCCAUGUAUACGACCCAGCAGAGCAUUGAGAACAAGGCCGGACCUGUGGCUGGCUGGAAGGAUCUGCUGAUGGCAGUGGGCUUUCGCUUUGAGCCGGCUGCGAAUGGUAUACCCUCGAGUGUAUUUUUCCCUCAAACCGAUCCCGAGGAACGUCUAUCGCAGUGCUCGGCCAGCCUGCAGGCGCUGCUGGCACUGACGCCCGCCACGCUCCAGGCGCUUGCCAAGCUGGUGAACAGUGCGGAGCAUGCGGACGAUAUAAUCGCAGUGGUGCGCAACAUAUUGGCCCAGUUCCCCGCCAAGCCGGAGGCUGAGGCCUGCAUCGAGAUGCCGUUGAGCGUGCGCCUCUGGCGCGUCGCCGGCUGCCAUGAGCUGUUGGCCUCCGUUGGCUUCGAUCUGACUGAGGUGGGCGCGGAUCAAGUGAUACUACGCACCGGGAAGCAGGCCAAUCGCCGACACUGUCAGUUUGUGCUGCAAGCGCUGCUCGCGCUCUUUGACACGCACGAGGCGCCGAAGAGCCUAAGCCUCGACUCUGCGGCACACAGCAGCAGCAGCAGCUGCGAAUCUCUGGCCGAGCCCGAUUUGGAUGCCACUCCUGUGCAGCCGGCUGCCAGCAGCGGCAACUCCACAGCCGCGACAGCUGCAAAUUGCACACAAUCGCCUCCGCUAGCGCUGCAUCCGCGCAGCGCCUUCAUUUCGUACGUGCGUCGUCGUGGCGAACCCGACGGCGGCGGCGGCCUCGACUCCAGCCUGGCCAACACCACGGACAGCGAGCACUCCCUCUCCGAUGGCUAUGCCACACAGGCGGGCAGCGGUCAGCCGGCUCCGCGCCUAGGCUACGCCAGCCUGCGUGGCCCGGUGCGUGUCUCCCGGCCUGGUGGUGGCGGCGAGAGUGAUGCGGCAUUCACGCCCAGCCCACCGGUUACCGAUCCCAGCCUGUCGCUGGCACUGGCCCACCAGACGCGCAUACGCUGCCUCUACGCGCAGCCGGGCACAGUGGCCUCCUCGGUGGCGCCAACGGCAAACACUGGGCGACGGCCCGAUAGCUCCAGCUCGGCCAGCAGCACGACAACAGAUUGGGAGGGCUCCGGCCAUGCGACUGUGCUGCGACGUGGAGCAGCGGCCGGCGCUCAGCAGCAGCAACUGCAGCAGGCGCAACAGCAGCAACAGCCGCCGCUACCGCCACCCCGUCCGCCUGUCUAUCACAAUUUGGGCGCGGGCGGACGCAGCAAGCCGAAGAUAAAGCUGGGCAGCGCACAGAGCUCACUGGCGGCACGGGUCAACAAAGAGCAUGCCCUCUUCAUGGACAGACUGAGCGUGCGCACGGAACUAAACGCGCCAGCGUCAGCGAAUGGAUCAGCAACGGGCGCUGGCCCUGCUGCCGGCGUGGCCAGUGGAGGGCAACGCAAGGCGCUGACAUUGACGGAGGAGGAGGCGGCUGCCAGUGUGACCUUCAAUCCGGCCAGCCUUUACUUCUCGCCGGCAGACAGCGAGCUGUUGGGCGAGCCCAAACAGCCGCUGGAGGAGACGCCGGUUAAGCCGAGCGUCAAGUGCAUACAGGACAGCAUAAUGCGGCACAUGAACCGCGAACUGACGCCCAGCAUCUCGGAGCUGUACCAUGAGCGCAGUCUGGGCCUGGGUCUGGCGCCGCCGCUCUCCAAGCUGCUGCUCAGUCCCAACUACGAGGAGCAGGAGGUGACCGCCAUGGGCGAGAACAGCACAUCGUCCGGGCCGGGAAAUGCGGCUGCUAUUAAGACGCUCGUCGAUGCUGUCAACGAGCUGGAGCUUAGCGGCAGCUCCUCCGGCGCCACCAUACCAACUGUGGUCGGCGGUGAACCAGAAACCAACCACACAGUCUCUAAUCCUGUCGUCAGCGAACCGAUCUGCUCCAUUUGCGGCGAGCACGCGGAUGUCGUCUGCCGCUGCAAGGCGGCCACCAUCCAGAAAAAGGCCACACUUAAGCCCUGGCUGAGCAAUGUGCCCGCCAGCAGCCUGGUCCAGGCCAGCGAGCUGACCACAGCGGAUAUACUGGAGCGACGCCUGGAGACUGCGCUCCCCAGUGCACCCUUUGCGGCCGAGCUGUGUCGCCGCGACGAGGGCGACGGACGAUCCGUGGCCGACUCGCAAUGCAGCAGCAACUACAAGCGGGUGCUGGCCACCGCGGGCGCCGUUAGCCUGGUGGUUGGCAUUGGUGCUGCUGAUUCGGAGGCGCAGAAUGCCACAUCCGCAGCCACAUGCUCGGCCGCUCGUCUUGUCUAGACAGUAACCAAGCGCCCAGCUCGCCC
This is a messenger RNA of Drosophila montana, 7789 nucleotides long. Its product is annotated as tetratricopeptide repeat protein 28. Gene Ontology annotation, molecular function: protein binding. Bases 204 to 7763 code for a protein of 2519 amino acids. The record is from RefSeq and is a predicted model, not a curated record. NCBI's taxonomy places the organism in Eukaryota, Metazoa, Arthropoda, Insecta, Diptera, Drosophilidae. The transcript is spliced from 6 exons.